Molecule: messenger RNA, 713 nt
Organism: Apis laboriosa (Himalayan honeybee)
Lineage: Eukaryota; Metazoa; Arthropoda; Insecta; Hymenoptera; Apidae
Gene: tsu
Product: RNA-binding protein 8A
Exons: 4
Coding region: 99-599 (166 amino acids)
Biological process (GO): RNA splicing
Cellular component (GO): exon-exon junction complex; cytoplasm; nucleus
Molecular function (GO): mRNA binding
Source: RefSeq, a predicted model, not a curated record
AACACGCUAUUUGGCAUUUAGUCAAGCUUACGUUGAUUCGUUUGUUAGAAAUACUGUGCUUACGUAUUUAUUAAAAGAAAACUUAUAAUAAUUUAAUUAUGGCAGAUGUGCUAGAUAUUGAUAAUGCAGAAGAAUUUGAAGUGGAUGAUGAAGACGAUCAAGGUAUUGCACGUUUAAAAGAAAAAGCGAAAAGAAGAAAAGGUAGAGGACACGGUGCAGAAUUGGUAUCUACUCGUGAUGAUGUUGGUCAUUAUGAAUCAAUGAACGUUGUUGAGGAAGAUGAUGAUGAACCAGGUCCACAAAGAUCUGUAGAAGGUUGGAUUCUAUUUAUAAAUUCUGUGCAUGAAGAAGCUCAAGAAGAUGAUAUUCAAGAUAAAUUUUCAGAAUUUGGUCAAAUAAAGAAUUUACAUUUAAAUUUGGAUAGAAGAACAGGUUUUUUAAAAGGAUACGCUCUAGUAGAAUAUGAAACAUUUAAAGAAGCUCAAGCAGCAAAAGAUGCUUUAAAUGGAACAGAAAUUUUAGGACAACCUAUUUCAGUUGAUUGGUGUUUUGUAAAAGGACCAAAGAAAAUUAAGAAGAGAAGUCACCGAAGACGAUGAAAAAAGAAUGAUAAUUAUUAAAAAAACUUUUAUUUCCUCUAUGUAUAACUACUUUAAAUAAGAAAGAUUGUUUUGUACUUCACAGAUAUUGUAAAAAAAAAAAACAAAAAACAA